AUUUUCAACUGUUUUCUCUACCUAUUUUUGGUUUGGUUCUUCAUCUUGAGCUGCUCAACUAAAACUUAGUUUGCGAAAUCUAAAACAAACAUUCCCUAACUUAGCUUUACCCAUUUACCCUGGUCUUUUUCAUAGAUUACGGUUCAUAAUAUUUGGUUUGUGCCCUGUCUUUUGCGAGUUCCCUCUCCUUUUUCAUAAUCUUACCAAUUUACCCUUAAUAUACCUUGAUUUUGCCAGGUUUUCACGUUUCAUAUAACUUGGGGUUAAUUUUAAGCGAAUCACCAACUUAAAUAAAGCGAAGCGAGAAUAACCUGUGAUAUUAUCAUCUUUUGUCACUCGGAUAUCAUAUUAUUGUCAAGGUUGAAUAACAAACUUUGAUAAUACGAUUUCUUAAGAUCGUUGUUUAUUUGAGGGUUAAUUUGCUAUCCAAAUUUCUUUAUUUUCUAAUAGUUAUUUAAGCCUGUUUAGUUUAUGUUAAGUAACUUGUUUUAACUCAUCAUGCGGCUCUCUUCAUAUCUGUUUUCAAAGUCCUUCUUCCUCUUAUUCCUCUGUUCCCUUCCAUCUGUGUUAUUAGCUGAAGACUCAGCAAGUUCAACCAGUUACCGCGCAGAGCCGACUCCCGUCCCUCCUCAAUCGGGCAUUCCACAGCGUGUGUCAAUCUACGAGCCUUACCGCGGAGGCAAUUGCCAUGGCUACCGUGCCAAGGACAUUUCGGAAACCGAACAAGGUGUUACGGGUACCUUGGAACUUAUUGGCUCCCCUUGCUAUGCUUACGGUACUGACUAUUCCGCUUUAUACCUGAAUGUCACCUACGAAACAGAAGACCGUAUUCACGUCUCAAUUCGUGACGUGAAUAACACUCAAUUCCAAUUCAGCAACCGCCAUGAUGUUUGGGACGCACCCCUCUACCACUAUUCUUCCUCUGUCGAUAAAUCAAACAUCCUCUAUAAUUUCUCCUUCAAUGCCGAUCCCUUUGAAUUUUGGAUUACCAGAAAAAGCGAUGGCGAAGUCUUAUUUGACACAAGAGGACACCCUUUGAUUUUUGAAAACCAGUACAUCGAGCUCACCACCAACAUGGUUGACAAUUACAACAUUUAUGGUCUUGCUGAAACCAUUCACGGCUUACGUUUGGGCAACAACCUCACUCGUACUUUCUGGGCUAAUGACGAAGCUUCCCCUCUUGAUCAAAACAUGUAUGGUACUCAUCCUUUCUAUCUGGAGCAAAGAUAUAAGCCCGUUGAUUCCGACUCCAACAGUGACCAACCCACAUAUACUUCUUCCUCCCACGGUGUAUUAAUGCUUACUGCCAACGGUAUGGACGUCUUGCUACGUCCUAAAUAUCUUCAGUAUAGAAUGAUUGGUGGUAUUAUCGAUCUUUACGUCUAUGCUGGUAGUAAGAAACCCCAAAACACUAUCACACAAUUUGUUGGUUCUAUUGGCUUUCCUCAAAUGCAGCAAUACUGGUCUAUGGGUUUCCACAUGUGCCGCUGGGGUUACGAAAACAUUAGCGAAAUUAUGCAGAUUCGCGAAAAUAUGCGUAAAUUCAACAUCCCAAUUGAAACCUUUUGGAGUGAUAUCGAUUACAUGCACAAUCUGCGCGAUUUUACUGUUGAUCCCAUAUCUUACUCUCGUGAACAAAUGAUUGAAUUUUUCAAUGACAUUGAAUCUACACAUCAACACUACGUUCCCAUUGUUGAUGCCGCUGUCUAUGCCGCUAACCCAUCCAAUCGUUCUGACGACACCUAUGGACCUUACUAUGAAGGUGUUGAGAAGGACAUCUUCCUCAAGAACCCUGACGGUAGCCUUUAUAUUGGAGAAGUAUGGCCUGGUUUCACUGUAUUUCCUGAUUUUACCAAUCCUAAAGUUCAGGAUUAUUGGAAAGCCGGUAUACAUAAUAUGUCCUAUGCUUUUGGCUCUAAUUCUUCUGAUUAUAUCCCCUUUAGCGGACUAUGGCUGGACAUGAACGAACCUUCGUCCUUCUGUGUUGGAUCCUGUGGUUCUGAACUAGUCAACCUGAACCCUGUUCAUGCUCCCUUCAAGCUCCCCGGUGAGCCUGGUUACCUUGCUUUGAAUUAUCCCGCCGGCUUCAACCUUACUAAUGCCACCGAAUAUGCUUCCGCCAGUAGCGCUUCUUUAAGUCAAUAUUAUGCCACUGCAACUUCUUCCAUGCAAGUCGUUUAUCCCACAGCUGUCCCGCUUGGUGUACAACCUAAAUUUGACAUCAAUCAUCCUCCUUAUGCUAUCAAUACCGAACAAGGGAACCAUGAUUUGGCUAACCAUGGUGUCAGUCCAAACGCUACCCACCACGAUGGAACACUCCGUUACAACUUGUUCAACAUUUACGGAUAUGGAGAAAUCAAGGUUACUCACAAGGCUUUAAGUGAUUUACAACCCGGUGUUCGUCCUUUCAUCCUAAGUCGUUCUACCUUUUUAGGUUCUGGAGUUUAUUCUGCUCAUUGGCUAGGAGACAACCAUUCUAACUGGCCUAAUAUGUUUUUCUCAAUCUCGGGAAUGAUGGUUUUUAAUAUGCUGGGUGUUCCUAUGGUUGGUGCUGAUGUUUGUGGCUUCCAAGAUGAUACUGACGAAGAACUUUGCGCUCGUUGGAUGGCAAUGGGCGCUUUUUCUCCUUACUAUAGGAAUCACAACCAAUUAGGCAGUAUUCACCAAGAGCCUUAUCUUUGGGCUUCUGUUGCUGAAGCUUCUCGCCGAGCCAUGCACAUCCGCUAUUCCUUGUUGCCUUACUGGUACACCUUAUUUAGACAGGCCUCUUAUGAUGGAAGCACACUAAUCCGCCCUCUUUUCUUUGAAUUCCCCGACGAGCCUCUUUUAGCCGGAGCUGAUCGUCAAUUUAUGGUUGGUGAUUCUUUGUUAGUUACUCCAGUCCUGGAACCCAACACAACUACAGUAAAUGGUGUUUUCCCUGGAAGUGAAGACGUUGUAUGGUAUGACUGGUACAACCACACUUCUAUUGAGCACAAGCCUUAUGAAAAUAAAACUAUGGAUGCACCUCUCGAACACAUCAACGUUGCUAUUCGUGGCAAUAAAAUUAUUCCUAUGCAAGUCCCUGGUUAUACCACUCAUGAAACUCGUCAGAAUCCUUUCAACCUUCUUGUUGCCCUCGACAAGCAAGGAAAUGCUUACGGUAACUUGUACGCCGAUGAUGGUGUUUCCAUCACUCCCAAUGCUACUCUCUGGGUUGAUUUUGCUGCUAAAUCCAACAAACUCUCCAGUGUUUCUUUUGGCACCUAUGAAGUAGAUGUACCAUUGGCGAAUGUCACCAUUCUAGGUGUCUCUUCUUCCCCUAAACAAGUUCAUUUCAAUGAUGACAACAUCAGCUCUUAUACUUAUUCUGAAUCUACCCAAGAAUUGGUACUUAGCAAUUUGGAUAAGUUUACUUCUACCGGGGCUUUUGCAAGCAACUGGACUAUAUCCUGGUGAAAUUUCAAUCAUUUUCCAUAGUACCGUUUCCAUUCUUUCCAAUAUCUACCAUAUUUUGAUUGCAUAAUUAAAUAAUAUUUUAUCUUUUUUGUUAUAAACUUCGUUCACAUUUCCC
Messenger RNA from Schizosaccharomyces cryophilus OY26, 3553 nucleotides. Its product is annotated as alpha-glucosidase Agl1. The transcript has a single exon. Gene Ontology annotation, biological process: carbohydrate metabolic process. Gene Ontology annotation, molecular function: hydrolase activity, hydrolyzing O-glycosyl compounds; carbohydrate binding. The record is from RefSeq and is a predicted model, not a curated record. The coding region runs from base 499 to 3438 and encodes 979 amino acids. NCBI's taxonomy places the organism in Eukaryota, Fungi, Ascomycota, Schizosaccharomycetes, Schizosaccharomycetales, Schizosaccharomycetaceae.